Molecule: messenger RNA, 1604 nt
Organism: Poecilia reticulata (guppy)
Lineage: Eukaryota; Metazoa; Chordata; Actinopteri; Cyprinodontiformes; Poeciliidae
Gene: ntf4
Product: neurotrophin 4
Biological process (GO): modulation of chemical synaptic transmission; cell surface receptor protein tyrosine kinase signaling pathway; positive regulation of peptidyl-serine phosphorylation
Cellular component (GO): synaptic vesicle; axon; dendrite
Molecular function (GO): nerve growth factor receptor binding; growth factor activity
Source: RefSeq, a predicted model, not a curated record
AACUUCUUCCCCAGCUCCACUCGCUCACCUAUUUGAACUGAAACACACUUUCCGAGAAAGCGCCCCUCACGGAGGACCAACAUGUGGGAAUAUUUCGAGGCUCAAUUCCAUUUUUAAAACUUCCCACGUCGCAUUUUUCCCCCUCCUUUCAUUGGAAGCGUUCCCUGGAGAACAGGAGUUUGUUUUUUUUAAAUAGUUUAUUAAGCUGCGCUACUUUUAUUUAUUCCAUUCUUCUCCAAGUGGGUUUCUCUCUUUGCAUGCAUGCGAUGUCACGGAUUACUAAAAGGAGAAAGAAAUGUUUGAGUUUGUAUCCAGUGUUUCCAAGUGAAAGUGAUUUUUGAGUAUUUUUUUUUUAAAGAAACCAGUUGAGCAACAGGCGACAGGACUCAAUAAUCAAUGUGGUGUCAGCUGGAAGGACGCGGGGUCCGGAUCUCACCUAAACGCUGAUACGUCCUGGGAGUGAUGCACUGGCUUCCCCUGGUUGCCAUGGUGAUCGCCUCGGCCCUGCCCUUCCCUCACAACCCCGCGACCGCGCAGCCCAGCGAGGAUCGUAAGCAAACCUCCACGUCCGAAGUGGAGAACCAGAUAACCUACGAACCGUUCAGCAGUCCGGACGUUCCCGCAGAAGAAGAAGAAGAAGAACCGCUCAGGACCGAGGAAAUUUCCCAGGAAAACUCGCUACCAAAGGACUACAAAGCCAGCAGGAAAGAUGGCGACUCGGACUCGAUGUCGCGCCAUUUUAGGACAGGCGCAGCAGAGGACAGCCCCGCCGUAGAUGUCGGUUUGGGUCUGGAAAUAGACGAAAUGUUUCUGGACGCACAUCCCCGCGUCCUGUUCUCGCCCUCGCCGUCACCACCGGAGCAUCCGCCGCUGCUGCUGAUGUUGGAGAACGGGCUAAUGGAGGACGACAGCGACGGAGACAUAGAGGGUCACGGUGAUCGCGCCGCCGACCGGACCACGCCGACUCCGACAUGGGCGGACUACAACAGGGAGCCCGUCGACGAGGCGUACCGCCCGGUGAAACGGGACAAACGUUCACACCUGAUAGACACCCGCAGGGGGGAGAAGUCCGUGUGCGAGUCGGAAAGCACGUGGGUCAACAACAAAACCACGGCUAUCGACUCGCACGGCGAGCGGGUCACCAUCGUCCCGCAGAUCCAGACAAUGACGGGCGCGCUCAAGCAGUACUUUUACGAGACGCGGUGCCGCCGGCCCGACGGGCAAAGCGGCUCGAGCAGGACGCGGGGAGCGGGCGCGAGGUCCGCGGCGGCCGGCGUCGCCGGGGCCAGCUGCCUCGGCGUGGAUAAAAAACAAUGGCGGAGCGAGUGCAGAGAGAAGCAGUCGUACGUCCGCGCGCUCUCCAAGGACGCCAAGAACAAGAUGGGAUGGCGGUGGAUCCGGAUAGACUCGUCCUGCGUCUGCGUGCUGCUGUCCAGAACAAAUCAGGGGAAGGACGUGAUGACGAGGCGUAGGAGAGUCUAACGCAAGGAAGGAAGACCGUUUGGACGUUCUGUCUCCUUCCUCCAUUUUAUGACUUUUACAAAAAAACAAGAAGACCUCAAUGCUAAAUGAUUUUAGGGAAACUGUUAUAUAGACAGAGGUGG